AUGGCAGCAUCGGCGGCGCAGUACAAGGACAGGCAGUUCCUGGCUGUCAUUGGGGACGAGGACACAGUAACGGGCAUGCUACUCGCUGGCGUCGGACAUGUCACCCAACCGCCAGACAGCCAAAAGAACUUCCUCGUCGUGGAUGCGAAAACCGAGAACUCCGCCAUCGAAGCCGCAUUCGAUCGAUUCACGACCGAGCGCAAGGAUAUCGCUAUCCUUCUUAUCAACCAGCACAUCGCCGAGAGGAUACGACAUCGCGUCGAGUCAUAUACUGCCGCCUUUCCAUCGCUGCUCGAGAUACCGUCGAAAGAUCAUCCAUACGACCCGGAGAAGGAUAGCGUGCUGAAGAGGGUGAGGAGAUUAUUUGGGGAGUAG
Cucurbitaria berberidis CBS 394.84 is the source of this 375-nucleotide messenger RNA. RefSeq names its product vacuolar ATP synthase. The record is from RefSeq and is a predicted model, not a curated record. Gene Ontology annotation, biological process: proton transmembrane transport. Gene Ontology annotation, molecular function: proton-transporting ATPase activity, rotational mechanism. The transcript is spliced from 3 exons. Gene Ontology annotation, cellular component: fungal-type vacuole membrane; proton-transporting V-type ATPase, V1 domain. The coding region runs from base 1 to 375 and encodes 124 amino acids. NCBI's taxonomy places the organism in Eukaryota, Fungi, Ascomycota, Dothideomycetes, Pleosporales, Cucurbitariaceae.